AUGUGUGAUUCAGAAGAUGAUUUAAGUUCUAUGUCUACUGUCCCAUAUGAGUACGACGCAUCUGACUGCUCAGAUAGUAUAUAUGAAAAAGAAACUCAAGCCAUUGGAGAACUCGAAAACGUGGAAGGGAAUAAAGGAAAGUCACUAAAAGAUAAUAGAUGCAACUCUGAAAUCGAAACUGUGCUUUAUGGUGGCCCAACACAGCCAUUAAAAUUAAAGGAUUCAGGAUUAAGAUCUAAUUCUUCAAUAACUGUGGGGCAAUCUACUUCAUCAGAAACAAAACAGAUUGUUGAUUCAGAUUGUGAAACAAUACCAGAAUCUCCUUUUAUAAUUAUGGAUGAUGAAAUUGAUUUCCAAAAACUAAAUUCAAGACCAGCCAGUUCUGCAAGUUCACUUACGGAUGACGACAGAACUCAGCUUCUUCCUCUGGUGCAUCAAGUGAACACUUUUAGUAGCACAACUCAGCCAAAUUGCCUAAGUCCUGAGAUUCCCCUAUAUGAAGGUCCAACACAACGACUAUUAAUCAAAAGUCACAUCACACCAAAUUCUUCACAAGAAGACGUUGCUUAUGCUUCAAAAGCUGGACAAAGCAUAGACAUAUCUGAUUUUGAUACUCUUCCUAUAUCUCCAAAUUAUUAUCCAGAAGUACCUUCUCCAAUUGGCAGGAGAGGUAGUCCAGAAGGAGAAUAUACCAGAAGUGAAACUCCCAUGUAUGAUGGCCCCACUCAACCCCUGCCAGUUAGGCAUAAUACAAAGUUGACGGAAUGUACAACAAGCGAAACUCCCAUGUAUGAUGGUCCCACUCAACCCCUGCCAGUUAGGCAUAAUACAAAGUUGACGGAAUGUACAAGAAGCGAAACUCCCAUGUAUGAUGGUCCCACUCAACCCCUGCCAGUUAGGCAUAAUACAAAGUUGACGGAAUGUACAAGAAGCGAAACUCCCAUGUAUGAUGGUCCCACUCAACCCCUGCCAGUUAAGCAUAAUACCGAGUUGACAGAAUCUACAAGAAGUACAACUCCCAUAUAUGAUGGCCCCACUCAACCUUUACCAGUUAGGUCUAAAACCAAACCAAAUUCUGCUCCUAAAGAGACUUCAUUGACAGAAUCUAUUCAAGAUGUACCAUCUCCAGUCAGGAGAACAAGUGCUUCAAGUGAUAUGGAAAUUGAAGAAGAUGACAGUGAUCAAACUCAGGUAAUUCCUGACUUGAUACAUUCUUUCGAACGAGGCCCUUCCUCCGCUGCUACAGUCAUCACGGACGCUGAAAACGAUGAGCUAUCAGAUUGCGAAACUUUACCUUCCUCUCCUGUUCACCAUCUGAAUUCCACGGUAGAAAUCCCUUCUACGCAGAGUACGGAGGAUAAACGUCCGCUCCGAGGGGGAGAUGUUUGGGGUGCUUUGAAAAAAGUUGACAACUGGGAUUCUGAAACUGCUGACUCGUGUCCUUUAUCCCCGGAUCUCUUCGAUGUUUCUUCACCUUGUCCCGAGCUGGACACUGUUCAAAAUUCAACCGUCGAAUCUGAAAAAGAUAAAAAUGACGGUUUAAAUCCAAGCAAUUCAAGACGUGAUCCUACCACUGAAAUGGACCGAGCAACGAUACCAGAAUCGCCCGUCUUUGAUUUCUACGAUUCUCAUAACGAACAGGCAGACGAUGAGACGCAAGUCCUUUCUCCCCCUGUAUUCCGUGAUCAAGGAUCGCCAGCCUUUGUCGCCGAAACUCCAUUCGUUCCCCAUACGACGUCUGGAAGGGUCUCCGAGGAGAUGCCCAUUGUGGCCGAAACGCCUUUUGUGGUUGAUGACUUUGAAUCACCAUUAGUAAGCGAUGAAACCCCACGGAAAAAAAGGAAAAUUGUUCGACGAUCUGGCCAUGCUUGCCGGCAAUUGUUGCCUGAGAAAAAUUUAUCCAUCGAUCAUAGAACAUCUACCCCGCAGGAUAUGGACCUAGAGUCAACUAAAGGGGAUGAAGCGAUGCCAAUCGAUGACGCCGCCUCCGUUGAAAGUGAUUUUGAACUCACUUUUGCUUCGCAUUAUUCGCCACUGCCCACACUAGCAGCAUCCGCAUCAUCUACCGAGCCUCCUUUUGUUGGCUUCGAAGCCAUUGAAGUGGAAGUUCCAACCACUCAUUUGGAGCAAAUUCGGCAAGUCAUUGACAACGAUCAAAUGGAAUCCGUGGAAGAAGGAAACGCCGCAGAAAAGGUUUCAGCUCAAUUACCACCGCCUGCAGCACCAGUAGAGACCACGGCAAUAGCUGGCCCUAGUACUUCCAAAUUACCGACUCCUAGGCGGUCUUCUCGCAGGCCUGUCCCCAAUACCAGAAGAACUUUUGAUAUUUCCGAGCCAAAUCAGGAACCUGUUGCGAUUAAGAGACGACCAGGCAGACCUCCCAAAGCAGCAAACAAAAUCGAAAUACAGUCUUCCAAUGAAUCGGAUGCUUCUGAACCUGUAACAGCGAUUAAACGACGGCCGGGCCGGCAAGCCAAGGGAAUAAAAGUCGGAGUAAAGUCAUCUGAGGACAAUGUUUCUGAACCAGUUGUUACAGCAAAUACACGAAAACCAGGCCGGCAAGCUAAAGGAUUAAAAGUGGAAGUCAAAUCAUCCGAUGAAGAUGCUUCUGAACCAGUUGUUACAGCGAUUACACGAAGACCGGGCCGGCAAGCUAAAGGAUUAAAAGUGGAAGUCAAAUCAUCCGAUGAAGAUGUUUCUGAACCAGUUGUUACAGCAGCAGUUAAACGACGUCCUGGUCGACCACCUAAAAUCGAGGCUUCGAUUCCGAAGGAGCCCAGUGAAACCAUGAAACCAGUUAUCCCAAAGGCAUCUACGUCGGUGCUCUUAUCUGAUGCAGCUGAAUCGAGUGAAGAAAACCGAGCUGCAAACUUACGGACCAGCCGAAAGACUCGCGUUGGACGAAAAGAAAAUGAUGCGGCAAGUGUCAGUGUUGUUGAACCCCCGACGUCCCCACUGUUGGCCAAAAGGAAACAACGAAACCAAGUCAAGAAAGAAUUGGCAGACGGUUCACUUCUUGAAAGUGCCUUGAAUAAGACAACAGUUGCAGCGCAGCGUCGAAGUAGACGUAGCGUCAACAACAAUAGGGACGACUUGUCCGUGACAUCCUCCGUCGGAUCCAGUUCACCUUCAAUCACAGAGGCAACGCGCAGGCGGAAACGAGCAUUGGCGGGCCAGGUUCGAGUUCUCUUCACUGUCAUCAAUGACGACGGCGAACACGGCAAAAUUGUUGAAAGUCUGGGGGGUCGUGUUGUCACGACAUUUAAAGAUUGCUCCGUCUUGGUUACAGACCGCGUUCGCCGUACCCUCAAGUUCCUUUGCUGUGUCGGUCUGGGCACUCCUAUAGUUGGUGUGGAAUGGUUAACCACGUGCCGUACCAGUCGAAAGUUUGUUGAUCCAUGGCUUCACUUGCUCAUCGACAAAGCGGGCGAAGAAAAGUUUGAUUUCAAACUUUCCGCAAGUCUCGAAGUCGCCAAAGAGACCCCCCUUUUGUCCGGCUGGAUUUUCCACGCCACUCCGUCUGUGUUGCCAAAGCCGGUUGAAAUGCAAGAAAUUGUCGAGUCUUGCGGCGGAAUUUAUUUCGAAGAGAGCGACAAUUCGGUAGACGACAACAAGAUCGUCAUCAGCUGCGAAUCAGACAAGCAACUGUGGCCCAAAUGGAAGAAGCGAUGCGCUACACUGGUCGACAAAGAGGCUAUCCUCAGUGGCGUCCUGCAGCAAGUCUUCGAGCCGGACAAAUUCAAGUUGGACGUCUAGAUGGCCCAAAUCGUAUCAAACGCCAACUCGAAACGUUUUCCCAUAAUAUCGACACUUUCUCCCGCUUCCCCUUCCCGGAUUUUUCUUUCCAGUUGAUAAUGGUAUUAUAUAGUCCUUCUAUUCUUAAUAUUUUUGGUUCUCUUUUUUUAUUGAGCCUUGUACUACACUCCCAAUGUGUUCGUUAAUAAUUCUGUCGUGUCUUAACGAGAAGGAGAAGAAGAAAGGUACAACAAUACUUUGAUUAAAGGCUUAUACUUAUGAUAA
This is a messenger RNA of Daphnia pulex (common water flea), 4020 nucleotides long. RefSeq names its product mediator of DNA damage checkpoint protein 1-like. The record is from RefSeq and is a predicted model, not a curated record. The coding region runs from base 1 to 3756 and encodes 1251 amino acids. NCBI's taxonomy places the organism in Eukaryota, Metazoa, Arthropoda, Branchiopoda, Diplostraca, Daphniidae. The transcript has 6 exons.